This is a messenger RNA of Fusarium keratoplasticum, 1755 nucleotides long. RefSeq names its product Carboxylic ester hydrolase. The transcript has a single exon. Lineage: Eukaryota; Fungi; Ascomycota; Sordariomycetes; Hypocreales; Nectriaceae. The record is from RefSeq and is a predicted model, not a curated record. The coding region runs from base 1 to 1755 and encodes 584 amino acids.
AUGAAGUUUCUCCACGUUGCCUGGUUCUCUUUGAUAACCUGCGGUGUCAUAGCAGAGCAAUCAGCUCAAGUGACUAUGACUCUUGCCCCAGCCUCGACCAUCAUCGGCACUUCCAGAGCCAACAUCGACGGCGUAGAGCUCUUCAACGGAAUUCCCUACGCUCAACCACCCUUAGGCCAACUUCGCCUCAAGCCCCCUCAGAGAUCUAACGGACCUUUCGGUACUCUCGAUGCUACCAAAAUUGCACCGACUUGUCCUCAGUUCCGUGGAGCACCUCCUGCCUUUAGCGAUGCCUUUACGCAGCUCAUCUCAAGCUCCAUCAACACUACCUUCUUCCAGACCUCUCUCCCUUCGAGUGAGGACUGUCUUACACUCAACAUCGUUCGGCCUGCAGGGACUAACUCCGAUGCCAAGUUGCCUGUGCUGCUCUGGAUUCACGGUGGAGGCUUCCAGGUCAGUGUCUCCUUUUCCACCCCGAUCCACCCCGUCACUGACCGUCAGAUACAGGUCGGCUCAGCUACCCAGUACGACGGUUCUUUCGUAGUCAACAGUUCUGUUACAGCCCACAAGCCCGUCAUCUACGUCGCCAUUAACUAUCGUCUCGCCGGCUAUGGCUUCCUAGGCGGCAAAGACAUCCUCGCUGAUGGUUCCGCGAACAUCGGCCUCCGUGACCAACGCAUGGCCCUGGAGUGGGUUGCCGACAACAUCGCUUCAUUCGGUGGUGAUCCAAACAAGGUCAACAUCUGGGGCGAGUCAGCCGGGUCUUUGUCCGUCUUCAAUCAGCUGGGGCUAUAUGGUGGCAACCACACGUACAACGGAAAACCCCUUUUCCGCGGAGCAAUCAUGAACUCUGGCUCCCUCUUCCGAGCAGACCCUAUCGAUUGUCCCAAGGCUCAGACCGUCUAUGAUACAGUUGUCAAAAACGCCGGUUGUUCCUCAGCGAACGAUACCCUUGCCUGCCUGCGUAACGUCGACUACGGCACGUUUGAGCAAGCAACAAACUCUGUUCCCGGAUUCAUCUCAUAUAACUCAAUUGCACUAUCCUACCUCCCGCGGCCUGAUGGCGAGGUACUGAACGACAGUGCCGAGGUCAUUGUGCAAUCUGGAAAUUACGCGGCUGUGCCCCUGAUCAUUGGCGGCCAAGAAGACGAAGGGACAUUAUUCUCAUUCGCCCAGAGCAACUUAUCCGAUACCUCUGCCAUUGUUGAGUAUCUCUCCUCACUAUACUUUCACGGAGCUACCAAGCAUCAACUGAAAGCCUUGGUCGAAACAUACAACGAAUCUAUCCCAGCUGGAUCACCUUACGGCGCUGGCUUUACCGGUGAGGUGUACCCAGGUUUCAAACGCCUGUCCUCUCUCCUCGGCGACAUCGGCUUCACACUAGCUCGCCGUUCCAUGCUCUACCACGCGUCAAAGGCAAAUCCUACCGUUCCGAUCUGGAGCUACGAAGCAAGCUACGACCGCGACACACCCGUCCUGGGAACAUUCCAUGGCUCUGACCUUCUUCCGGUCUUCUUCAGUGGGCCCCAGAGUUUCGCCAGUCAGAGCCUUUUUCACUACUACUUCAACUUUGCAUACUCUCUAGAUCCCAAUGACUCUUCCAACAAAAGGGACCAGUACCCUCACUGGCCCAAGUGGAGCGACAAGAAACAGCUACUACAUUUGUUCCGGGAUAACUCUAGUCUACUGACGGAUGACUUUCGAUGGGAGAGCUACACAUGGAUGAUGGCGAAUGAAAAGCUGUUACGGUUCUGA